Messenger RNA from Budorcas taxicolor (takin), 1989 nucleotides. RefSeq names its product G protein nucleolar 1 (putative) (gene GNL1). The record is from RefSeq and is a predicted model, not a curated record. The transcript is spliced from 12 exons. Gene Ontology annotation, molecular function: GTP binding; GTPase activity. NCBI's taxonomy places the organism in Eukaryota, Metazoa, Chordata, Mammalia, Artiodactyla, Bovidae. Bases 63 to 1886 code for a protein of 607 amino acids.
GGGGGAGUCAGUCGAGGCGGCGGGAGCUCGGCGGAGGGCGGGCCAGGUGACUGGUCCGGGCCAUGCCGAGGAAGAAGCCUUUCAGCGUGAAGCAGAAGAAAAAGCAGUUGCAGGACAAGCGGGAGCGGAAGAGAGGGCUUCAAGAUGGGCUGCGAUCCAGUUCCAACAGCCGCAGCGGGAGCCGAGAGCGGCGGGAGGAGCAGACCGACACCUCGGACGGGGAGUCUGUGACCCAUCACAUCCGCAGGCUCAACCAGCAACCUUCCCAAGGGCUGGGCCCGCGAGGCUAUGACCCAAAUCGAUACCGGCUGCAUUUUGAGCGAGACAGCCGGGAGGAAGUGGAGAGGAGAAAGAGAGCUGCCCGGGAGCAAGUGCUACAGCCCGUCAGUGCUGAGCUGCUGGAGCUGGACAUCCGGGAGGUCUACCAGCCCGGCUCUGUCCUGGACUUUCCCCGACGUCCUCCUUGGAGCUAUGAGAUGUCUAAGGAGCAACUGAUGAGCCAGGAGGAACGGAGCUUCCAGGAGUAUCUUGGGAAGAUUCAUGGGGCUUACACCUCUGAGAAACUCAGCUACUUUGAGCACAAUCUGGAGACAUGGAGGCAGCUGUGGCGAGUGUUAGAGAUGUCUGAUAUUGUUCUGCUGAUUACUGAUAUCCGACAUCCAGUUGUGAAUUUCCCACCAGCACUUUACGAGUACGUGACUGGAGAGCUUGGGCUGGCCCUGGUGCUUGUCCUGAACAAGGUGGAUCUGGCCCCGCCAGCUCUCGUGGUUGCCUGGAAGCAUUAUUUCCAUCAACACUAUCCCCAGCUCCACAUUGUUCUUUUCACCUCUUUCCCUCGGGAUCCCCGCACCCCACAGGACCCUAGCAGUGUCUUGAAGAAGAGUCGGAGGCGGGGAAGAGGAUGGACUCGGGCUCUGGGGCCAGAGCAGCUGCUAAGAGCCUGUGAAGCCAUCACUGCGGGGAAAGUGGACCUGAGCAGCUGGCGGGAGAAGAUUGCCCGGGAUGUGGCCGGGGCCACCUGGGGUAGCGGCUCCGGGGAGGAGGAGGAGGAGGAGGACGGGCCGGCCGUCUUGGUGGAGCAGCAGACUGACUCUGCGAUGGAGCCGACGGGCCCUGCACGGGAGCGCUACAAGGACGGGGUGGCGACCAUUGGCUGCGUGGGUUUCCCCAAUGUGGGCAAGUCCUCGCUGAUCAACGGGCUGGUAGGCCGGAAGGUUGUGAGUGUCUCCAGAACUCCGGGCCACACACGAUACUUUCAGACCUACUUUCUCACUCCCUCCGUGAAGCUCUGUGACUGUCCCGGCCUCAUAUUCCCCUCACUUCUGCCCAGGCAGUUGCAGGUCCUGGCAGGGAUCUACCCUAUCGCCCAGAUCCAGGAGCCGUACACCGCUGUGGGCUACCUGGCCUCCCGCAUCCCCGUGCAGGCUCUGCUCCAUCUGCGCCACCCAGAGGCUGAGGACCCCUCUGCAGAGCACCCCUGGUGUGCCUGGGACAUCUGUGAAGCCUGGGCAGAGAAACGUGGUUACAAGACAGCAAAGGCCGCCCGAAACGAUGUGUACAGAGCAGCCAACAGCCUCCUGCGGCUGGCACUGGACGGCCGCCUCAGCCUGUGUUUUCACCCCCCGGGCUACAAUGAGCAGAAAGGCACCUGGGAGUCCCAUCCAGAGACCAUGGAGCUGGUGGUUUUGCAGGGCAGGGUGGGGCCAGCGGGUGACGAGGAGGAGGAGGAAGAGGAAGAGCUGAGCAGCUCCUGUGAGGAGGAGGGAGAGGAGGACCGGGAUGCGGAUGAGGAGGGGGAAGGGGAUGAGGACACCCCAACCUCGGCUCCAGGGUCCAGCCUGGCCGCCCGAAACCCUUAUGCCCUGCUGGGCGAGGACGAGUGCUGAGUCCCUGCCCUACUCCAUCUCCCCACCUCCCCAAUAUCUUUGCUUUUGGACUGACCCGGGGGUCUCUCCCGUCUGCCGCCCCAGUUGUGAAUAAAGAUUGUCU